Adineta ricciae is the source of this 507-nucleotide messenger RNA. NCBI's taxonomy places the organism in Eukaryota, Metazoa, Rotifera, Eurotatoria, Adinetida, Adinetidae. The record is from the annotation of a GenBank genome assembly.
AUGUUUCGUGUAGUGUUAGCUGCUCUCGCCAUAAUCGCUUUAGUUAACGGUGAAACCUGCGAAUCACCAGAAUUCAAAGUCAAUUCACACUCCACAAGAGAUGCACGUUUAACAGCUGAAUCAGCAGCUCAACUAGAAAUCACUGUUAAGUGUAAGAACGGAAAACAACCAGGAACACUCUACGCAGAUAUCAAUGGUCAAGUCGUUCCAUGUGCACAAACACCAGCAGCUCCUGGAAAAUACUUCAUUGGUGUCGCAGCCAACACACACAAAGAACUAGCAUCAGGACGUACAAAAAUAAAAUUGUACGAUGAUGAUUCGUACUCUGCUCUCCGUAAAGCUCGUACAGAAGACGCAACCAAAGCUGUCAAACCAUUCGGUCAAGUUGAAUUAAAUCAUCCCGGUGUAAGCUAUGGUCCAUGGUUACCCAGUGAAUUCUUUGCUGUUUGUACUUUUGGACUUGUCUGGUGGGCUGCUUAUCGUGAACGAUCGAAAAUUCUUGGUUAA